AUGGUACUUAUUCCAGUCAUUGGGUAUUUCGAUAGCAUCCCCUCCCAGCGCGUCCUGCCCAGCGUAGAGCCAGGUUACCUCCGUCCUCAGAUCCCUGAUAGCCCGCCCGAGGAGCCAGAAGAAUGGUCGCAAAUCCAGGCAGAUGUCGACUCCAAGAUCAAACCCGGAUUGACUCAUUGGCAGUCCCCCAAGUUCAUGGCUUUCUUCCCCUCCACGACAUCUUACCCUAGUAUUCUCGGAGAACUUUACUCUUCCGCGUUCAGCGCCCCCGGAUUCAACUGGCUCUGCUCCCCAGCAUGUACAGAGCUGGAAACCGUGGUUAUGGACUGGAUGGCCAAGGCGAUGGGGCUUCCAGAGUGCUUCCUGAGCUCGUCGGAGACUCGUGGAGGGGGCGUCAUCCAGCUCAGUGCCAGUGAUGCGGUUGCGACUGUCAUGAUUGCAGCUCGCGAAAGGCGGGUGCACGAACUUGUGCUGGCUGAAGGGCUGAAAGAAGGUACCAUGGAGUACGAGGACAGAGUAAUGGACCUGCGACCUCGUCUUGUUGCGUUAAGCAGCUCCCAGGCCCACAGCAGCACCGCCAAGGCCGCUCUUCUCGCUGGCACACGAUAUCGCAGUAUUCCUGUAACACUGGAGGAGAAUUUGGAGUUAACAGGACCCAGCCUCAGGGCCAUGCUUGAACAGCUUGAAAAGGACAAACUGGCGCCCUAUUUUAUUACUCUCUGCUUGGGAUCCACCAACUCUUGCGCCGUUGACCGUUUUGCAGAAAUUAAAGCGGUUCUCGCUGAGAAGCCCGCGUGGCAAAGGAUCUGGGUGCAUAUUGAUGCGGCUUAUGCCGGUUCCGCUCUAAUUGCUGAUGAGUGGCAAUAUAUCGCAAAGGAGUUCGCGGACGGUGUGGAUACUUUCAAUAUGAACAUGCAUAAGUGGCUGCUUGUCAACUUCGAUGCUAGUCUUCUAUACGUCCGAAACCGACACGAUCUCACCAACUUCCUCGACAUUACACCUGCCUACCUUCGCAAUCCUUAUUCUGAAUCGGGACAGGUGAUUGACUACCGCAAUUGGUCUAUUCCUCUAGGACGCCGUUUCCGCGCUUUGAAGAUUUGGUUUGUUAUGCGUAGCUACGGCCUCAAUGGGCUGAAGCAGUAUAUCCGCAAAGGAAUCAGCCUGGGUGAGAUCUUUGCAGAACUCGUACGGGGUCGACCGGAUCUUUUCGAGAUUAUCACCAAACCAGCUUUUGCUCUGACAGUCUUCCGCAUUAAAGGCCCUAAGCUCGCUAGUGCUAACGGAGCAAUCAACAACGGCACAACUACAACUCAGCCUGAUGAGGAGUCAAAUGCGAUUACCAAGGAGGUCUACGAGCUAAUCAACUCUCGUGGCGAGUUCUUCCUGACCUCGACUGUGAUAUCUGGUUUAUAUGCCAUCCGAUUGGUGAGCGCCAACGAGAGAGCCGAGGAGAAAUAUAUUCGCCUUGCAUUUGAUACCCUUGUCAAGACAACCGAAGAGAUUCUUCAAAAUCAAAAAUAA
Messenger RNA from Aspergillus ochraceoroseus IBT 24754, 1521 nucleotides. Its product is annotated as putative aromatic-L-amino-acid decarboxylase. Lineage: Eukaryota; Fungi; Ascomycota; Eurotiomycetes; Eurotiales; Aspergillaceae. The transcript has 2 exons. The record is from RefSeq and is a predicted model, not a curated record. Bases 1 to 1521 code for a protein of 506 amino acids. Gene Ontology annotation, molecular function: pyridoxal phosphate binding; carboxy-lyase activity. Gene Ontology annotation, biological process: amino acid metabolic process.